This is a messenger RNA of Pseudocercospora fijiensis CIRAD86, 1662 nucleotides long. RefSeq lists its product as uncharacterized. The record is from RefSeq and is a predicted model, not a curated record. Lineage: Eukaryota; Fungi; Ascomycota; Dothideomycetes; Mycosphaerellales; Mycosphaerellaceae. The transcript is spliced from 10 exons. Bases 1 to 1662 code for a protein of 553 amino acids.
AUGCAGUUCCCCCAGACGAGACGAGUUAUGAGGUGCCGUGGUAAUCAGGGAGCAACGCAGACGUUUUGGAGGAGGAAGAAGUUACGUGAGUGGGGCAGUGCAGAGGCUUGUGGCUUCAUCACUGCCACUGCGGCGCCAAGCCAUGUCAUGCCGUUGCCUCCCGACAUUCUUAAUAUCACUGUCUUGUCGGAUCACAUGAUAUAUAUAGCAGGGACAGCGCCGCCAGCAGUCACAGACUCUGUGCAUCGGCCUUCCACCGCACUGCAGCAGAAUCGGCAGAGGCUCGACCCAGCUUAUUACAUAGACCACAGCCAAGGCCGAUCCGACACGAUCAACGUCACAUAUGCACAUCCAAUGUAUGCAGCGCUCCUCGUGGCUUUGUGUUACGUCAACCAUCGCUUCCGUUCACGCACCCUUCUGCUGCCGGGCUGCCCUGGUUGUGCAGAGUCAUCCGUCCACACGCCUUAUGAGUCCCUCUGUAUUUCUUCAGCGUGCUAUACGAGUAUCAGCUGCUUCCCCGCUUGUGUCGCAGCAACGUUUGGCAUCCUGGUUUUCUUGUCCCAGCCUUUAGCGGUACAAGAGGCUGAAAACCAUUCCGCACUGCAUGCAGAACUCCCGUUUCGAACCGGAUUCGCUCACGCCGUGCAAAUUCCUCGCCAGAUUACGACUUUCAUUGCCACGCGACCAGUCGACCAAUUCAGAAAGAUGGCUCCGAUGGACAACGCCUUUCUCGACCCAAGCCGAGAGGAUCAAAACAACAUGAUGAACGCUUCCUGGGCAGCACAUAGUAACAACUUGACGACCAGAUCACGAGCCAGCUCAGUCGCUUCGAGCAGAUAUGUCCCUCAAGACUACCUCUUCGGCAAGAAGACACCCGCCGAGUUGCUCAAUCCUUCGACCCACGGUGGAGCACUUGUCCCUGUUGAUGAAAUAUCAUCAGUACGGAGCUAUGAGCCUUCUGUGCCAGAACAAUACGCAGUUCGGCCACACAAUCCGCAACUAGCCCUUCAACCAUACCCUGAUACUCCGUUACCUCUAGGAGGAUACGCCAGGCCUGCUGGCAGGCCUCGUGCGAGCACAGAAUCACGCCAUAACUCAGCACGCACCCAACGACAAAGUGAGGAUGAUGCUUACUAUCACUCCACCAGUGAUCGCGAUCUUCAACGAAGCCGAAGCCAUAAAGAGCGAAGCCGCCAUCGCCAUUACGAGACUGAUCGCGACAAGCAUCGAUCGGGAAGAUCACGCAAGGAUUCCUACUACGACGAUUCGCACAAAUCCUCAUCAUCACGGGAUUCAUCAAAAUCAAAAGAUAGGAAAGAUAAAGAAAAGCCUGUCAAGAGAGCAUCAUCAACCACGAAAAAGCGGCGUCCUACAUAUGUGAAUGCAGCUCAUCAAAGUAGGAAACUCCAACUCCGCUCCAUUGGGCGGCUCUUUAUUUUCCUUGUGGAGCCAUAUGAAGAGAACUUUUCAGACUCAUACAUUCGCUUGAGGUACCUUUCGCAGCAGCAUAGCAGCGCAGCGCAAGCAUUGUUAAGUAGACAGUACUUGAACAGCAACGAUCUUCCAUCCUCAUUCAUGUCCCACGAGGCUUCUUAUAUGCGCGAUGACAUUGACAUGUUCACCACCAAGGCAUUCCGGAAUCAUCACCUAGAAGGAGCUUGA